Messenger RNA from Anopheles nili, 1786 nucleotides. RefSeq lists its product as uncharacterized. Lineage: Eukaryota; Metazoa; Arthropoda; Insecta; Diptera; Culicidae. The transcript is spliced from 6 exons. The coding region runs from base 238 to 1044 and encodes 268 amino acids. The record is from RefSeq and is a predicted model, not a curated record.
GAAAAACAUAUAUCUCGGGGACGAAAACAAAAACCGGGUAAAACAAUAAACCCAUCAAACGCCAGCACACCGAGCGCGAGUGUGUACACAGUGUGGCCUUGUGACGCUAAUGAACGUUGGUUUGUGGUUAAGCUGCAGGACCCGGCGUAUAAUCUUUUGGGUUAGGUCCAACCGUACGGAAGCGGUUAAUCCGACGUAUCGUUUGCCAGACGCAGUGUAAACCGGACCGUCACAAGAAUGGAUAAGCAGUGUGGACUUAUUUUUAAAACUGGAUUAAUACUUAUACUUAUACAAGUCGCUAUCUGUCUCAAAAUCAACGAAAUUCGGGUGCCAUCGUCCUACAGUAUAUCACGUGAGGAAGACAAACAGAGUCCUCUCGUUUUAGGAUGCGACUACGAGGUGGAGGAGAAUGAUUCAAAAGGAUUUGUGCUGAAAUGGAAACACAAUGGUCUUCAGAUCUACCAGUGGAUCCCUUCAAAAAAUCCAGUUGUUUUUAGCACUUUUAAGGGACAUAUCGAUGCCAGCUACUCUGAGUCGGACGAUCGUUUGCACAAACACAGUGCCUUAAAGUUUAUCAAUCCCAUGGCAAAUUACACCGGAAACUACACCUGCCAGGUCCAAACGUAUCACAACACGUUGUCGAAAUCGGCUCACAUGCAGAUCAUUGUUCCUGAAACUGACUUUUCGCUCGGUUAUCAACGUGAAACUAACGGCAGCACGGUAGUGUUUUGCACAGUUGGUGAGAUCUAUCCGUUACCCGAGGUGUCCAUAUUGAUCGACGAUCAAAGGGUGUCAGAUGUCGUUGUUACCGAUCAAACACAGGAAUACACAGGAUACUAUAAUGUUACUGCACAAUACAUCCUUCCUGAUCAGAACAAGGACAUGAAGAUUGAUUGUGAAGUGACGAUACCAGCGACCGAUUUUAAAUUACAAACCAGCAUGUCCUACGUCGGUGCGGCAUUCCGUAUGAAUCCAGUUGCUUUGCAAGUGUUUAUGUGUACUAUUGUAACUGCAACUUUUGCAAAAAUGUUGACCAUAUUCUAAAAUUUGAGGCUAUACGGACGCAGUUAUAGACAUAGCUAAGCAAAUGCCUUAAAACUCGAACGAAUGGCGUGUAUUCGUUUCCUUGGCACUAGAAUUCUUCUCAACAUACCGCUAUUGAAUUAUGGUCUUCCUAAGGUUUUCUACUGAGUGACAAUGAAUUGUACGAUGAUUGAAUAUUCAUUGCUCAGGUACAUUUCAUCCAAAAUCAGAAAAUGUUUGUUUCCCACGUGAGCGAGUCUAUCAUCGUUUUAUUUAUCUGUUUACCGUACAUAACGUGAAUCAUGUGCAAUUGAUUUUUUUUAUCUAUCGUCUCAUUCAGUUAACGUUAAGGAAUGGGACAUGUUGUAAAUAAUUGUUGUUUUCGCUUUAAACGCGCUUAUUUGUACCACCGAUACGCUACCGGUGUGAUCAUUUUCGUCAAACGAAGUUUGUUGUGCCUUGAUCAGUUGUUUCGCAGCAAGUACUAGCAGUGAAAAACUGAGGAUCAGAGAUACAAAUAAAUCUAAAAUAUUAUUUUAAAUAAUUAAAAUAUUAACCUAUCCCGUACAACAAUCGUUUGUUUAUUCCGCCAACACAGUAGCAUCAUCCGUAUGUGGUUAAUGUUCGAGAUAUAAUGUUUUAUAGCUGCCAAAUAUGGUUAGAUGUAAAAUAUGUCGUGUGCCUGUGCUCGUGAUUGGUCAGAUGUACUUGUAAUACUGCUGAGAAUAAUGAAACCUGUAACACGUGUUGACGAAUAAAAUAC